Sphenostylis stenocarpa is the source of this 984-nucleotide messenger RNA. The record is from the annotation of a GenBank genome assembly. NCBI's taxonomy places the organism in Eukaryota, Viridiplantae, Streptophyta, Magnoliopsida, Fabales, Fabaceae.
AUGCCUUCAUUUCGCAUCGCAAGCAAGAUUUUACAUUCAGCAGCAAAUCAAAGUUUCAAGUGCCAGAACCGAACAAUCUUCUCAACUCCACAGUUGCAGGGUUCAUGGAUGGAGAAGGUAAAAAACGUCAUCACAGGCCAAAAGACCACGCCAUCCCAGGGAGACUCGUCACAGGCUGAUUCCGAUUCAUUCACUCUUCUUCGUUUUGCGGAUGAAAUGAAGAAUGCAAGAAGGAUUGGUGCGUUUAAGGAGUUCAUGGUCGGACGAAGCAGCGAGGUCACUUUUUCUACUACCUUCGAGAAAUACGAAGCCAUAAUUCGAUAUCUUGGGGGUUUGGACCCCACUGGAGAGAAUCUUCGGACUGCUCAAAAGCAAGAAGCUGCAAAACAUUGUGACUGCACGAUUGCUGAUGUAGAGAAUGCACUUUCUAAGUUUUCUUGGGCCAAAGAAGCACAGAAGAAGAUAGAGAAGUUAAAAGAAGAAGGAAAACCAAUGCCAAAAAGCUUUGCUGAAGUCCAAAAGCUUGUUGGUUCUACUCCAUUGGACCUUGCAAGGUCUAAUUUGGCCCAAGCUGGACAAAUUAGCAGGAAUGCGCUCUGUCCAUGUGGUUCAAAGAAGAGAUAUAAAAGGAAGGACCAAAGGUUUAAUAUUUUAUAUAAGACGCAUAGGUUAUUGAAGGAAAUGGAUCUUCUCAAGUUAGAUGUCACUACGUAUGGGUUUAACAGCUGGUUGAUUCAACACCAUUGGUUCAAGAAGAGUGAGGCAUACCAUACGGUGGAGAUUGGAGAGGCAGUGCAGGACUGUGGUGGAUCCCCACAGGUCAAACUGUUCUACGCCCGAGACUGUGGAAUGCACGAGUUUGCAUCAGCAGAGAAGAGUCAGUACCCCUUAGUCAACAUACUUACCUGGACGGGGUCAAUUGGUGAUCAGCAAGGCCAAUGGUCUAGUCUGGUGACUUCCAUUGCACCUAGGAAGGGUGCCUGA